AGUCUUUUUUAACUGAACUGUUAAAGAAAACAAAGCAGAAGAAGAAGAAGAAGAUCAACAACAAUGUAUUUGACCAAAUAAAAUAACAAAAUAGACAAGACACAGAAAAGGACAAAGAUGAUUAGUAAUAAAAAGAAAGACACUUGACGACAAAAAAGCAUAUCAAAAGAUAGUUACUUUGGCUUAGCCACUACUUUGCUUAAACAAUUACUCACUUCUCUCUCUCUCUCUGCAAUGUCGCAGCCUCGCGUCUCUUUCCGACAUCCACCGCCGCUCUGUUCUUUCCUCUUCGCCAUAGUCCUCUUAGUCGCCACUUUCUACACCCUCCACCACCCAGACGCCACUCCUCCUCAUCUCUUCUCCCCAAACAAACACAACUCCCUCACUCUCCGCCGCCUCUUCCUCUCCUCCGCCUCCAACGCCACCGUCUCCUCCUACCUCCACUCCUUAACCCGUCACCCUCACCUCGCCGGAACAAAACCCUCUCUAGACACGCUCAACUACGUCCUAAACCACUUCCAAAGCCUCCGACUCGAUGACACCCGCGUCGCCGAGUACGAAGCUCUCCUCUCUUACCCUACGCACUUCUCCCUCACCGCGCGUUUUAGCAACGACAACACGACUCUGGAGUUCGACUUAAACGACGACGUUUCCUCUUCCUCCGACGUCGUUAUGCCGUACCACGCUUACUCCCCGUCUGGCUCCGCGUCUGGGAACGUCGUCUUCGUGAACCACGGCGAGGAGAGAGACUACCGAGCCCUCGAGAUGGUCGGAGUGAGCGUGAGAGGCUGUUUGGUUUUAGUUCGAAAGGGAGAGACUCUUGGAAGAGGAGUGAUCGUGAAGACGGCAGAGACUAAAGGUGCUCUCGGCGUCUUGAUAUACGACGAGAAAGACGGUGGUGGGCUCGGGGGCAUCGAGAGAGGCACGGUGAUGAGAGGAAUCGGUGACCCGGUUACUCCGGGUUGGCCCGGUGUCGUCGGAGGAGAGAAGCUAAGUUUGGAGGAUGAUCUUGUCUCUAAAAGAUUCCCAAAGAUUCCAUCUUUGCCUCUGUCUCUCCACAAUGCAGAGAUCAUAUUGGCUUCUCUGGCCAGAGCAAAAGCUCCGGUGGAGUGGCAAACGGGUCGGGUUGGGUCAAGUCAACGGGUUGGCCCGGGACGGGUUGUUGUCAACAUGAGCUUACAGGUGGAGAUGAAGAUGAAGAAGAUUCACAAUGUUGUGGCUACAAUAAGAGGUAGUGAGGAGCCAGACCGGUACGUGAUUCUUGGGAACCACAGAGACGCGUGGACUUAUGGAGCUGUUGAUCCAAACAGUGGAACUUCUGCUUUGCUUGACAUUGGUCGACGAUUCUCUCUGUUGCUUGAAUCUGGCUGGAGACCACGUAGGAGCAUUCUCCUUUGUAGUUGGGACGCUGAAGAGUUCGGAAUGGUUGGGUCAACUGAAUGGGUUGAGGAACAUGUUCUUAACUUAGGUGCAAGUGCUGUGGCUUAUCUUAAUGUAGAUUGUGCUGUCCAAGGCUCUGGAUUUUUUGCUGGUGCAACUCCUCAACUAGACAAUGUUCUUGUAGAUGCAUUAAAGCUGGUUCAAGAUCCUGAUGAUGUAACCUUGACAGUGGAAGAGACAUUCAAGUCUCAGAAUAACAUUAUAGAGAGGCUAAGUAGAGUAGAUUCCGAUUUUUCCGGUUUUCUUCAUCAUGCUGGGAUACCAUCUAUAGACAUGUACUAUGGAGCAGAUUAUCCUGUCUACCAUACUGCUUUUGACUCCUAUGAUUGGAUGAUCCGCAAUGCAGAUCCAUUGUUUCAUCGUCAUGUUGCCAUGGCUGGAAUUUGGGGGCUUUUGGGAAUCAUCUUGGCUGAUGAGCCAGUCUUACCGUUUGAUUACAUCUCUUAUGCACAACAGUUGCAGGCACAUAGAGAUACAUUGAGCAAGCUCUUAGAAGGGAAAGUCUCUGUUGAUCCCUUAAGCGUGGCGAUACAAGAGUUCUCUUUAGUUACUAGAGAAGUUGCAGAUGAAGCAAAGAAGCUAAAGAAAGGAGCAUACAGCAAAAAUGAUGUUGCAGGAGCUGCUAAGAGAAGAGAGCUAAAUGACAGAAUGAUGCUUGCAGAAAGAGGGUUCUUGGAUUCAGAAGGGAUCAGAGGGAAAGAAUGGUUCAAGCAUCUUGUGUAUGGGCCUGCAGCAGAGCCAGAGAGCAAGCUAGGUUUUUUCCCGGGAAUAGCAGAUGCAAUUGCAACAAACUCAUCAGAGGGAGUAAUCAAGCAUGAGAUAUGGAGAGUCACAAGAGCUAUUCAGAGAGCAAGCAAAGCUCUUAAAGGAGGGUUCACAUGAGCAGAAACUUCAAAGACUUCUCUCCUCUGUGUAUAUAUUGUGUGACUGUAGAUUUUAGAAGCACAAUUCUUGUUCAAAGUCUUCAAAGACUUAUCUUAAUGAUAGACAACAUCACUGAUCCAGACACUUGUUAAUGUAAAAACCCUUGCCACUUGACCACUAUGUAAUACCCAUUUGUUGCCAAAAAGCUACUUCACCUAUCACUGUAUAAAGUCUUAUCUUAAUAUAUAAAACAGACUUUUCUGGCUUCUCAAUGUGUCCACGUCGCUUUUGGAGGCUGGGGCAUUUUGCGACAUGUGUCGCGACAUCAUUGCUCUAUUCCUUUUUUCCUUUCACGCGCUUUGUUUUAGUUUCUGAAUCAGGCACUUCGUCUUCCUGACAUCGCUGCGAUCUCGUCCUCAAACCUCAAUCGGCGACGUAGAGCAGUAACGUCUAUCCUUUCAAUUAAUCACAUCUUUACUCCGACUUUUAUCGAUUGCUCCAAUCCGCCUAACGUCUCUCCUCAAGUGUCUCUAUCACCAUAGGGGAAAUUAGGACACUGUGCCGUCUAAUGUUGAAGCUUUUUUGAUUGUCGAUGGAUUUUACGAUUUCUUGUCCGUAACGGUUACAUACUGUACUCACUUUAAUCCAACCAUAAGGGAAAAGAGUGCUAGAGCUUGGAGCUGGCAUCAAUCGUUUCAAUUGUGAACUGGCUCAAAAGGCUGGUUAAGUCAUCUUCCUUGACUUCAUCGAAAGUGCCAUUAAGAAGAAUGAAAGUGACAUUUCCAGACCUGAAAACCGAAUAUGGAUCCGCUGACUUAUUUUCCCAAAUUAUGUGUCUCUCAGAUAAAGAGGUGGAGUUUUUGGCAGAAGGAAUGCUUGGAUGGGUGAAAGCCAGGAGCAUACAUUUUCUUCAGAGAAUCAUGUUUCUUUUAAUCAUAAGAAGGCAAGCGAAAAUCAAUACCCCACUCACUAUCAUGAACCAAGAUUCUAUACAAAGUUUUUCAACGAACGCAAACACGUGAUGCUUCUGGCAAAUCAUUUGAGCUCACUAUGGUUGGUUGAAAAUGCAUUAGGGCGUAUGUGAAAAACAAGGAGAAUCAAAAUCAGAUUUGCUGGAUUUGGCAAAAAGUAAGCGUGGAGAAUGACAAGGAUUUCCACAAAGAUAUCCUGAUAACUCUCCGUCAUUUACAGCAGUGACACUAUUCUCCACAUCCAAGUAAGCAGCAAUCACUCUUGAAGAUUCAUAUCGCUUUUAAGAGUAAUCAUCAUCUGUCUCUUUUUUCCAAGACAAGCCAGCUCUGUUUAUGACAUUCUUCAAGUGACUAUUGCAAGAGUGAUGAAACUCCGUUCCAGUAUUCGCAGAGUACAUCAAACAAAGAGGAUAUGAUAUCCAUGAUGUUCAAGCCUAUGGACAGUAAUGCUGAAAGAUGCAGGUUUUCAGGAUGUGAUCGAUGAGGACAUUAUUGAUCAGUUUGUCAAGUCCUCAGACGUGCGUUAGAGAAAGUGGAGAAAGAAAAGGAAGAAUUUAAUCAUCUGCGACUUCUCAGAAGUCAAAAAACAUGAUCAAUCAGAAAGAAUCAGUUCAAGAAAUUUCUCCUGUUGUUAAAAUCAAAGGCUAACCGUGAUGGAGAUGAUCAAGGUUAAAAACACUUCAGAACACCAUACGAAAACAGGCAACAGGUGUGAAACUGUUCCAGCUAACAACAACCUCAACGACGGCCACAGUCGUCUUCAUGAGAUGGAGUCUAAAAUAAAAAAAAAUUGUUCUUUUUUAAUCACCAUACUCCGAGUAUUCCAAUCUUUCAAUACAAGUCAUAUACUUUUGCAUUUCUCAUAACUUCGUAGCCAAACUUAUGUAUUCUUCAGUUUGAUUUAGUUCCUGGAUUGAAUCAGAGUUUCAAAAAAGUUCUUGCAUA
This is a messenger RNA of Raphanus sativus (radish), 4220 nucleotides long. Its product is annotated as probable glutamate carboxypeptidase AMP1. Bases 235 to 2322 code for a protein of 695 amino acids. The transcript is spliced from 17 exons. The record is from RefSeq and is a predicted model, not a curated record. Gene Ontology annotation, molecular function: carboxypeptidase activity. Lineage: Eukaryota; Viridiplantae; Streptophyta; Magnoliopsida; Brassicales; Brassicaceae.